AUGGGACAGCACUACUCAGCACUCUGGGCCGCCGACCUAAUCCGCGACUCCAGGCCGGGAGACUACAAGGUCAUCGUCAGAAGCCAAGCUCCGGAGAAGGGCGUGCUGUUCUCGGCGCCGCGAGCCCAGAGUCUGCUCGGAACCACGCCCGUCAGUGUGCCCUACGCGGCCGAGCCGGCCGGCAGCGGCUUCAGCUUUUGGACAGGUUCGGUGGUGUUCCCCUACAUGUUGAACCAAAACGGCAUCGUCUAUCACAUGAAUGACAAGUCGUACAUUCAUGCCGGUGGCAUCAUGAGAAGCUCCCCAAUCACCUACCGUCGCUGGGCCAAUGGCGCUGAACAUCCUCACACUAUGCAGGUCUGGAUUAAGGAGGGACAGUAGAAGACGCUCUAUUUUGCUUUCUGUUCUCUUUUCCUCCUUUUAUCUGUCCCUGUCACAUAAUAUUAUGCAAGGUACAAUUAGUAGCUGAUAGCACGGCAUUACAUACCUAAAUGCUAGUUUGUGUAUCUACGAGAUUCACACAAACGUAGGGGAGAGCGGGGAGAGUUGUAUCAUGUCCAAGUUGUAUCAGGGCGAAUUGUGCCAAACUUAUCCAAUGGAUGGCGCUCGCGACACGACCAGCCGACGAGGU
Molecule: messenger RNA, 631 nt
Organism: Amphibalanus amphitrite
Lineage: Eukaryota; Metazoa; Arthropoda; Thecostraca; Balanomorpha; Balanidae
Exons: 3
Coding region: 1-381 (126 amino acids)
Source: RefSeq, a predicted model, not a curated record